AUUUAAAUAUACACUCGUGAAUGUAAAGUGAUUGUUUAAUAACUGAUUCAGAUUGACAUUGUUAAAUCAUCAUUUUGGAAUCAGACCUGAGAAAUAACGUUUCCAAAGUAAACUGGGUGUCGUUCAUGAAGUCUUCGGACUGCAGGUGAAAGAAAGGACUUCAGGUGUCCAACAUCAUGAAGUGAAACAGUCAGAAAAGCUGUAAUGUGCCGUGAGAUUGACAGAGUUGACUGUGGGCGGUCAGAUCUACAGAGAAGUUGGCGAUCGAUCAGUGUGAUCACUGACGGACGGGAGUCUGUGUGGUUUUGUUGACUGAUUACGAUGGAGUUAUUAAUAUGGCUUUUCUUCACACUGUACAGUCGUCAUGUGUUGAGUGAACGCACAGUGUUUCAGUCUCCUCAACAUGCCAGUUCAGUUCUGCUGCGCUCCAGACGUGCCAAUAACAUGUUCUAUCUGGAGGAGAUUCUGCCGGGCAAUCUGGAGCGCGAGUGUGUGGAGGAGCGGUGCAGCCGUGAGGAGGCCAGAGAAUGCUUCGAGAACGAGCAGAAAACAGAAGAUUUUUGGACCAAAUACAACGAUGGAGACCAGUGCAGUCCAAACCCGUGUCAACAUGGAGCCACAUGCAAAGACCAGAUCGGAGGAUACACCUGCAGCUGCACUGACAUGUACAGCGGAGUAAACUGUGAGACAGAUGUGUCUCAGUGUCCGUCUGAAGGACCUUUAGCCUGUGAGCAUUUCUGCAGAAUGACACACGGUUCAUAUCGUUGCUUCUGUGCUCGAGGAUACACGCUUCAGAGCAACGGCAGACACUGUCAGCCGCAGGUUCAGAAUCCUUGUGGAAAGACGAACACCUCCAACCAAAGUGAACGCAGCAGCUGGUUUUGUAAUGAAGGACAAUGUCCAUGGGAGGUGAAGUUUCUGAACGCUGAUGGUGAUGUCAUCUGUCAUGGUGCGCUUCUGGGGAGGGUGUCUGUGCUCACAUCAGCUCUGUGUAUGUCCAUCCUGACAGACCUCCACAUCAGUCUUGGGGGUCACUCAAACAUAACGCUGAACGCCGCGAGCUGGACGUCUCGCAAGAGACACGUGUCGGGUCAACCGGAGGACGACCUCGCCUUCCUAGAGCUGCAACAGCCCAUUCCACAGGAAGUGGGAGCCGUUCCGCUGUGUUUGCCGGAGAAAGACUACAGUGAGAAUAUUCUGAUGAGGAGUGGCAGAGAGGGCGUGGUCAUGGGCAGGGCCAGUCACUCUUAUCUCUCAUUGGACGACUGUCACAGUCUCAACCUGACGUUCUUAAUGACCAAUAAGAUGUUCUGCAUGAAGAAACAGGAGUCUGGCAUUCCCAUGAGAUCUAAACUGCUGCAGGAACGAGUGACCUGUGCGGUGAAGUCCGGAAGUCCCGUUGCAACAGUGCACGGAAAAACGGCGUUCCUGACUGGAAUUUCUCUGGCCAGUGGACACUGUGAUGACAGACUCGUGUUCACUAAAUUAUCACGAUAUCUGCACUGGAUCCGUCCACUUCUGCGCGCUUCAGAGAAAAAUAAUUAAUUUAAUUACCAUAAUUAAAUAUGCAGAUAAUCCAAUACCAAUAACCAGCUCUCUCGAAACCUGUCAAGAACACGUCUGGGUCAUGCUUCACUCUAAAAUCAAGAAAUAAUGCAUUCAAUUCUAAACGAUUCUCAUUAAAAUACAAAAUAAAAAUGGUUUAAAUUGCAAAGAAUUUAUUUAUUCUUCAUGGUAGUAUUUGUGUCAUUGCCUUCAUUUUAUGCAAAUGCAUAUUUUUAAAAAGCAUUGUUACAUUAUCUAAAUGUAAUUUGAAUGCAUUAUGGUGUGUUCACCUCAUUACCGUCUGGAGUUUUCCUAAUAAAACUCAUUUGAAAUUGACUUUCAAAAAGCUGUUGAAUUCUAUGAAAGCUUUGACAUGACCG
This is a messenger RNA of Xyrauchen texanus (razorback sucker), 1925 nucleotides long. RefSeq names its product protein Z, vitamin K-dependent plasma glycoprotein b (gene prozb). The transcript has 8 exons. Gene Ontology annotation, cellular component: extracellular region. Gene Ontology annotation, biological process: blood coagulation; proteolysis. The record is from RefSeq and is a predicted model, not a curated record. Bases 322 to 1545 code for a protein of 407 amino acids. Gene Ontology annotation, molecular function: serine-type endopeptidase activity; calcium ion binding. NCBI's taxonomy places the organism in Eukaryota, Metazoa, Chordata, Actinopteri, Cypriniformes, Catostomidae.